AUGCAUACGUUGAUGAAUAUUCUUAUUUGUACUUUACUUUUUAAUAUUAUUAUUAUACAAGUCCAAGGUAAAAAUCAAGAUUAUUUAGCAAAAUUUUUUGAAACGAAAAAUCCUGAUGAUUUACAUAAUAAUGCAAAAGACUUUCUUGUUCUUUGGCGAUCUCAACAACGAGCUAGAGUAGAUGGACAUUGGUGUUGCGCUGUAGUUCCACCUACAAUUCCUAUUUUCUCCAAUACUGGUCAUCUUUUACAUUACCAACCACAACCAUGUCCUGAUACACAUAUGGUCUGUUGUAAAGGAUAUAUAAAUAUUCAAGGUCAAUGUUUUUCUUUUGAUGAAAUAAAAGAUAUUCUUCCAGCAUGGCAAACACUUUUUCAAACAUUCGGUUCAUCAAUGACAGUAGAACAGAUUCUUGGUACUGUUCAUCAAGUUGGUUAA
Rotaria sordida is the source of this 438-nucleotide messenger RNA. NCBI's taxonomy places the organism in Eukaryota, Metazoa, Rotifera, Eurotatoria, Philodinida, Philodinidae. The record is from the annotation of a GenBank genome assembly.